AUAUAUAUUAUAAAUUUGUAAAUUAUACUAAUAAUUAUUUGAAAUUGAAGUCCUAUAUUUCUAAUUCUGCAAUUGGAAGAACUUCCAGACCCCCCGUUGCUGAACUACCGCCCUACCUCCUCUAUCUCAUCUCUCGUCGGCGACGCCGCCGCAAGUCCCCCGUGCCGCUGCCCUCCUACGCGACCUCGUAAAUCGCCAGACUCCAGUUUCGCCGCUCCGCCACGAGCCGCCGCUCGCAACUCACGCACAUGUGAUGCUGGGAAUCAUGACGUGAUUUUUAUACCCAAAUAACCGCAUCGGUUAUUGGGCAACCGAUCAUCCCAAACGAUUCGGGAACGGUUAUUGAAAUUGGGCAUAUUUGGGUUUUGGGUAACCGAAAUUUCGGUUCGCCAUAACUGAUCGACAACAGUCACGCCAAUGGCGGCAAGAGAGCGUGUAUUUGGAGCCAUUGGAAAAUCAGUGAAGGCGGUGGCGAAAAGCAGAGGCUCCGAGUGGUGGUACACUCCUCACAUGGCGGCCGCUGCCCGCGCCAUAGAGGAGCGCAUCCCACUCGUCGAUCUUAUUCUCGAAGUGAGAGAUGCCCGGAUUCCAUUAUCAUCGGAAUAUUUGCAAUUGAGGAAGAUUCCUUCCGCUUGCCGGAUCAUUGUGCUGAAUAAGGCGGACCUUGCUGAUCGCUCCCAAACAAAGGAAUGGUUGAGGUUUUUUGAGAAACAAAAAUGUAUGGCUUUUGGAGUAAAUUCACAUAAUAGGGACAAUAUUAGGGAGUUUUUGACCUUCCUCCAAGCAAGAGUUAGAGAAUUAAAAAAGAAGGAUGAUCGUGCGCAUGUAAUAACUUUAAUGUUAGUCGGUAUUCCCAAUGUGGGGAAAUCUGCAUUAGCCAACUCUUUGCAUCAGGUCGGAAGGAUUUCUGCAGCAGAGAAAGGGAGGCUAAAACACUCUGUAGUGACUCCACAGCCCGGGGAGACAAAAAGUAUAAGCAGUUUAAAGAUCGCUAGCCACCCUAAUAUAUUUGUUCUCGACACCCCAAGUGUAUUGCCUCCUGACGUGAUUGAUGAUGAGGUCUGUUCUAAGCUUGCUGUAACAGGAGCAAUCAAAGAUAGUGUGGCUGGUGAAAUAAAUCUCGCAGAAUAUUUUCUCUCCAUCCUUAACCUUGGUGAGGAGUACAAGAAAUGGGCGAAGUUAUCAAGCUCUGAAGCUGGAGUGGCAUUGACUGGUGAUGGUAGUUUGAGUCUGGGGAAAAAGCAGAAGAAGAAGUAUCCGACUGAUCACACUCAGGAUUUCAUUGUCAACAAUGUACGACGCACACUUUUUGACUCGGUUUCAUCGUUUGGUGGUUGUACGGAAGAUGGAGAAGAUCUAGCUCGUCUAAUUCAAGGAGAGUUUGAGGUUUUGCAGAAGGUAUUUCAUCUUCCUUUAGAAACAAAAGAAUGUAAUUAUAGUCGAGUAGCUAUCAAGUUGCUUAAUCUGUACCGCACCGGAAGGUUGGGUCAUUAUACAUUAGAUCAUGUUCCAUGUAAUUAAUCAUUUGUAUACAUAUUAAUUAGAUAACUUCUUUGUUAUUGU
Molecule: messenger RNA, 1563 nt
Organism: Salvia miltiorrhiza (redroot sage)
Lineage: Eukaryota; Viridiplantae; Streptophyta; Magnoliopsida; Lamiales; Lamiaceae
Product: DAR GTPase 2, mitochondrial-like
Exons: 9
Coding region: 418-1521 (367 amino acids)
Cellular component (GO): mitochondrion
Molecular function (GO): GTP binding; GTPase activity
Source: RefSeq, a predicted model, not a curated record